Prorocentrum cordatum is the source of this 341-nucleotide messenger RNA. The record is from the annotation of a GenBank genome assembly. Lineage: Eukaryota; Dinophyceae; Prorocentrales; Prorocentraceae.
GAGAUCGACGUCUCCAGGUUCGACGUUGGCGACGCAGUCGAGAAGCUCAAGAAGUUGGGCGGGUUCCACUCAUCGGCCAUCGUUUCGAACGACGGGUUGCUGCGCAUCGCCCGAUCGGCCGCUGCGACCGCGGCGUUCGAGCGGGCCCGCCCGGGCAUGAGCGCGGCGGACAUCGUCUCGGAGCUGACGGCCGUCAAGGAGGUGGCUUCCGGCGCCCAGCACGCGAGGGGCCAGGUCCUCAAGGUGCCCGAGGAGACGCUGGCAACCGUGCCGGAGCAGGGGGCGCAGCUCAACGCGUUGGCCGAGAAGGCUGAGCUCGCCUUCAAGCAGGCGUCCAUCAG